Molecule: messenger RNA, 1399 nt
Organism: Drosophila simulans
Lineage: Eukaryota; Metazoa; Arthropoda; Insecta; Diptera; Drosophilidae
Gene: Naa80
Product: N-alpha-acetyltransferase 80
Exons: 2
Coding region: 303-809 (168 amino acids)
Biological process (GO): protein acetylation
Cellular component (GO): cytoplasm
Molecular function (GO): acetyl-CoA binding; N-acetyltransferase activity
Source: RefSeq, a predicted model, not a curated record
CGCUUUGUUUGGUGCGGAGAAGAAGAAGCAGCAGGGGCAGCGUCUGCGAAAAAGUUUAAAAAUAAACAAAUUCCGUUUUAAAUCAAACUGAUAUUCAAUUUUCCGGGCGCGCAGUCAAAUCGUAGCAGCCCACACACAUACACCAAAGAGAGUCCGUUUCUAAGGCGAAAUUUGUGCUCUCACACGGAACUUGGCCCAUUUCUUCGGGACGCAAUCUCAUAAUUGGGAAUCAUAUCAGUUCGUUCUGUUCACUUCGUCGUGGCGCACGGGAAUCAGACGCCAAGCAGCGCAGAGCUCUCGUAAUGGGGCUUCCUCCAUUCAAUGUCAGCGGCAGCCCAUUCAAUGUGGUUCCCAUUCACAACUACCCGGAGCUUAUGAAAGACACUUGCGCCCUGAUCAACGCAGAGUGGCCGCGAUCGGAAACGGCGCGCAUGCGCUCCCUGGAGGCCUCCUGUGACAGCCUACCCUGCAGCCUGGUGCUGACCACCGAGGGAAUGUGCCGCGUGAUCGCUCACCUCAAGCUCAGCCCGAUCAAUUCCAAGAAGAAGGCCUGCUUCGUGGAGUCCGUGGUGGUGGACAAGCGGCACCGUGGCCAGGGAUUCGGCAAGCUGAUCAUGAAGUUCGCCGAGGACUAUUGCCGCGUCGUGCUGGACCUCAAGACCAUCUAUCUGUCCACCAUCGACCAGGAUGGAUUCUACGAACGCAUUGGCUACGAGUACUGCGCACCCAUUACAAUGUAUGGGCCGCGCCACUGCGAGCUGCCCAGCUUGCAAAAUGCCAAAAAGAAAUACAUGAAGAAGGUCUUAUAGACGUCAACGCCAGUAGUUGUGGGCUUGGCUAAAUUGGGCCAUACCCAGCCCGAUCAGAGAGUGGCAGUGAACUAGUCAAAUUGGCAAAUGCUUGAAAUUCUUUACGGGUUUUACCUGCCAGCAGCUGCUUCGAGCCAUAACCUGUGGAUGCCAGGCAGUCUGCCAAGUGCAUGUGUGAUUGCCUCGUUGCUCUGGCAAAUUGCAAAGCAGCUAAAGCUUUUGAUUCCAUUACACCGAUAAGCAACCAUUCAUUCACCAAGCGCUUGUGUUGAUUUUUAAAUAUUACUUUCCGCAUGUAUUUUUUAAACUUUUUGGUUCUUUUUGUAUGACAAAAGUGAUCCGGGCUGUUCGGUACAUCUAUAAGGCUAAUGUUAAUGUUUAGCAAUUAUAAUUUGUUAUAGUUUUGCUCAAGUGUGUGCAUAAUUGCUCCUAGACAAAAAUCUACCUGCAAUCUACCCGCAAUGGUGAUGAUUAUGAUAAUAAGAAGCUCAAGUAUCUUCCAACGAAACAUAGCAAAUAGACAUAUCGAGCCUUAGCAUUAAGCACUCAACGAAGGGCAAUAACUUCCAAUAAAACGUGUAGAAACUAAA